AUCAUAUUUUUCCCGCUAUUAUUAAUUUUUCGCCUUUUUCCGCUCCCAAUACAUAGUUACGCUCUCUCACAAACGCAUUGGGGUUUCUCUUUCAUUCACUCUUAGGGUUUCAAGAUCAAGAUUCCAAAACAACAAUAACACACGGUUAUGGACACUUCAAACCCUGCUGCAUUUGUCAAUGGACAGGUUCUUCCCAAUUUCAUUGGAAAGAAAGUAAGAACAGUGGUUCAGGUGAAUCAAUCUGAUGGAGCGGUGAUCACAGGAAAAUCCACUGAUGAUUCUCAGAUAAUUGUGAAAGGGUUAUCAUCACAAGUUCCUGUCUUGAAUUAUGUUGAGGUUAUUGGCAUUGCCGAGAAUAGCAACACUAUCCGUGCUGAGAUAUUUACAGACUUUGGUGCCACAUUUGAUGUCAACUCUUAUAAUCAAUUAUGCCAACUUGCAAAUGGCGAAUUCAGAAGUCUGUUUCUUUAGGGAUCUUGAAGAUUGCUGUGUCAGCUACUGGAUGGUUUUGAGUUGCAGAUUCUUUGCCAAAGAAUCUGCAUAUUUUUUAAGCAUUUUAUGAUAGGAACUAAUAUAAUGUAUAUGUUUAUUCCCUGAGGAUCCAGACAUGUGUUGUGUUUGAACUAUUUCAUGUUUUUGAAAUCUCCUUAACUUAUAUCUAUAUGCUAUGUUUAGCCGUUUAGUUUGGUUUA
This is a messenger RNA of Lathyrus oleraceus (garden pea), 692 nucleotides long. Its product is annotated as replication protein A 14 kDa subunit B. Lineage: Eukaryota; Viridiplantae; Streptophyta; Magnoliopsida; Fabales; Fabaceae. The record is from RefSeq and is a predicted model, not a curated record. The transcript has 3 exons. Gene Ontology annotation, biological process: DNA repair; DNA replication; DNA recombination. Gene Ontology annotation, molecular function: DNA binding. Bases 148 to 471 code for a protein of 107 amino acids. Gene Ontology annotation, cellular component: nucleus.